Drosophila mauritiana is the source of this 394-nucleotide messenger RNA. RefSeq lists its product as uncharacterized. Lineage: Eukaryota; Metazoa; Arthropoda; Insecta; Diptera; Drosophilidae. The record is from RefSeq and is a predicted model, not a curated record. The coding region runs from base 1 to 348 and encodes 115 amino acids. The transcript is spliced from 2 exons.
AUGUCACAUCGAAUUUCAUCACAGCCCCCUCAUUCAGCCACAUAUCCAGCCAAACGAGAACUGGAUGUGGAUAUGGAAAACUGCGACGGGGAAAACCGAGGAAAAACUACUUGCUGUGCUGGCGAUAAAAACACGGAUACAAACCGAUGUCGACUGGUGCCAGGCACAAGGAUAACCCGUGGGUGGUCGGUGUGUGCUCGAAUCGAUGAGCAGCCGGGUCCUGGCCCAACUUGUUGCCAAUACAAUCAAUUCAGCAUGUCGCAUAUUAUUCGAGCUGUCUCACGGACCGAAGGAACUAAGCCAAAUUUGCAACCGCAGGCAGGGAUUUUUCGAUUGGGUGUGAUGUGAUAUGUUGCUACUUUGGCUUAGCAUCAGUACAUAUCCUGGUAAUGUC